Gilbertella persicaria is the source of this 1251-nucleotide messenger RNA. RefSeq lists its product as uncharacterized. Gene Ontology annotation, molecular function: osmosensor activity. The coding region runs from base 32 to 1057 and encodes 341 amino acids. NCBI's taxonomy places the organism in Eukaryota, Fungi, Mucoromycota, Mucoromycetes, Mucorales, Choanephoraceae. Gene Ontology annotation, biological process: establishment of cell polarity; osmosensory signaling pathway via Sho1 osmosensor; hyperosmotic response. Gene Ontology annotation, cellular component: plasma membrane; site of polarized growth; extracellular region. The transcript has 3 exons. The record is from RefSeq and is a predicted model, not a curated record.
UACUACCUCAAACACUGCUACUACUACAACCAUGUUUACACCUACUUCUACUUACAAGUACGAAACGUUGUCUUGGUUAACUGGCUCUUUCUUUUAUUCCACAGAGUCAAAGACAACAGCCACAACAACAACUACAGCUCCUGAAAGUCAAACCACAACACACAAUAAUGAGCAUAACAAUGCUUCUAAAAACUUAGGCCAAAAAACUCCAGGAAAUUCAGAAGUUCCAACGACUACCACAAAUGCAGUGACCACUUCGUCCCACACUGAGUCUGCUAGCAGUACAACUGAUAACACUUUGCCUCAAUACAUUACAGCUAACAUUGAUGCCAUCAUUCCAGAUACAAGCAAAGUGACCCAUAUUCGAUUCAACAGUAUCUCUUAUAGUGCUCUUGUAGAUAAUGCACUUAUGGCUGCUCAACUUGUUCAAGAAUUGCCUACUUUGUUUAGUAACGCAUUGAGUAUCACUCCCGACGAUGUUAUUGUUCUGUCAAUUACACAAAGUAUAGAAAACGCACAAGACGACGAUGCUAAACGAAGAAAACGUGCUGAAAGUGAUAACAGUGGUAUUGUUGUCGCCGUUGCUGUUCCUCAAACUGAGAUCAGUGAACUUCAAUCGGUAAUCUCAAACUCUAGCAGUGAAUUAUAUAGCGAAAAGAAUGGCCAACUUCCUGCAUUUAUUGAUCGAGGUUAUAACAUUACUAAUCUUGCAGCAGCUGUAAAUGGUGGUUCUGGUUCUACAGUAGCUGAUCCUAACAGUGAAACAAGUAGUCAAAAUAAUUCCAGUUCAAGUGGCUCUGAUUCUAAUGGAGGCCUCUCUAAGGGUGCCAUCAUUGGUAUUUGUGUCGGUAUAGGUGCCUGUGUGUAUGCAGCCGCUACUGUAGUUGGUGUCAAGGUCUACCGCUCUCGCAAACAAAAGCGUGAACAAGAAGCCAUUGAACAACACAUGGUCUUUGCGGAUAGCAUCUCUUCACCCAUUAUGCAAGGAAAUUCACUUGGUUGGGUUCCAGCGCCUUAUCAGCAACAUCAAAUACCUAGAUCACCUCUCCAAUACUAAGUUUAAUAUCUAUUCUACCAUAUUAUAUUUUGAAUAAAAAAUGUCACAUCUAUUAAGGUAGUGAAAUUCCCUGCUUAUUAAACCAAGGUGUUUUCGUAACAAAGAACUUAAUCUCAGUCAGUUGUAUAAGUAGAACCCACAGACAAGAUAACAAUUGUUUCCUAGACUGUAAAUAUUGGCUCCCUAUGAUUGAG